Onychostoma macrolepis is the source of this 1444-nucleotide messenger RNA. Its product is annotated as ADP-ribosyl cyclase/cyclic ADP-ribose hydrolase 1. Gene Ontology annotation, cellular component: plasma membrane. Gene Ontology annotation, molecular function: phosphorus-oxygen lyase activity; NAD+ nucleosidase activity. The record is from RefSeq and is a predicted model, not a curated record. The coding region runs from base 31 to 813 and encodes 260 amino acids. The transcript has 8 exons. NCBI's taxonomy places the organism in Eukaryota, Metazoa, Chordata, Actinopteri, Cypriniformes, Cyprinidae. Gene Ontology annotation, biological process: positive regulation of B cell proliferation.
AUUUUCUUUACCUCACAGAUUUAGUGAAGCAUGUUAACUGCUAGAGAGGAGGAAAGUAAAGUUUUCAGGAUGAUUUUAGGAUUUGCCUUGCUGUUUGUUUUCACGGAUGUAACAGCAGAGUUUGGGACCACACCAAAUCUUAAACAGAUUGUCACUGGACGGUGUUUUGAAUAUGUAGCCCUGGCUAAUCUCAACCUCAGAUACAAUUGUGAGAAGAUAUGGCAGGAGUUUGAAAAGGCUGUGGUUAGGAGAUCUCCCUGCGAUGUGAGAGUUAAAGAUUACCAAAAAAUGUUCCAGGUCAUCACUCAGACUUUACCAUGUGGCAAGUUGCUGUUCUGGAGUAAGACGAGAGAGCUCAUGCACAGCUAUGUAGCUGUCACAGGAUCCUUCUGGACGUUAGAAGACACACUGCUGGGAUUCAUGUUCAAUGAUCUGAUCUGGUGUGGACAGCAGGACAGAGAGAGAGGUUUUGACUAUCAGUCCUGUCCAAAAUGGUCAACCUGUUUGAACCAUCCUGUGUAUUCACUUUGGAAACAGGCUUCUCAAAAUUUUGCUAUGGCUGCGUGUGGAAAUAUUACAGUCUUGCUAAAUGGAUCAAUUCAUCAUGCUUUCAACAAAAAAAGCAUGCUUGGCAGUGUGGAACUGGAAAAUCUAAACCCAAGGAUGGUCACUCAUGUACACAUUAAAGUCAUCUACAACUUAGAGGGACCCUUUUUGGAGUCUUGCACUCAGGGAUCCAUCCUUGGACUUAUAGAGGUUUUAAAAAAACGAGGAUUCCACUGGACCUGCACAGACAAUGACUUGUAUGUUUGAUUUUCUUCUUUUAAAAAUAUUUUAAUUGUUGAGCCCAGUAGUGGCUCUUGACCAUAAAUUUAGGUGGGGCAGAUGUUGGGUCAUAGCAAUGGCUUAUGAUUAACCACCUGUAAGUUUUACAUUCUAAAGGCUGAACACAUGCAUUUUUGACAGAGGUGUAGUAUCCUUGUAAAUUCAGCUUGAUCGUGGCACUCUAACAUUGAUUUACAGGCUCUAAGCACACAUAGUACUAACUAUAUUAGAAUGUUAAAAACCUCUAGGUUUUUGGAAUAUAAUUUGAAACUCUGAGUUUCUCCCCAGGACAUGAGAAUAAUAUUUAUAUCUAUAUACUUUGAUGUUGAAAACACAUCUGAAAAAUAUCAACGGACACAGAAUGAACAACUGCUGGAAAAGUACAUGAUCCAAGUCAGGUUGUCUUGAGCAAGAGACGUGUUUUAUAUUAAGCGCUUCAAACUAAAUCAUUAACCUACGUGGCUUGUCCUCCUGUCAGAUGCCUGUAUUGUUAAAAAUAUUUAACUCUGACUAAAUACCAAGUUAAACCAUAGCCAAUGAAGACAGAGUCAUUGUAAGGUUGAUCAUUUACUGUCACUCUUCCUCAUUAACAUUUGCGGUGAAAACUGUAAUAAAACAA